Molecule: messenger RNA, 1656 nt
Organism: Cyphellophora europaea CBS 101466
Lineage: Eukaryota; Fungi; Ascomycota; Eurotiomycetes; Chaetothyriales; Cyphellophoraceae
Exons: 1
Coding region: 1-1656 (551 amino acids)
Source: RefSeq, a predicted model, not a curated record
AUGGACCGCCACCUGUUUAAUCGGCCACUACCGCCGAUCAGGUCUGACGAUGAUGUCUGUUUUGACAAGAUCAGAUCUUGGAUUGAUGAGUGUAUUCGAGAGCACGAAUGUGAAUCUCUUGUCAUUGAAAGAGAACUCCCUACACGGCUGAUAGAUGUUAGUCCUGACGAGAACACUGGAAGUAUCAGGCUGGCAAUCGGUUCCGAAAUAAACGGAAAUAACACACAGUUCGCGGCACUUAGCCACUGCUGGGGCGAUAAGCGAGAUCGAAUCAUGGCAGUCCCUAAGACCAAGAUUGACACUUUACAACAACACCUGGAAAAGAUCGAUUGGGAUGACUUGACACCUACAUUUCUCGAUACUAUCGCCGUCGUUCGUCGGCUCGGACUGAAGUACGUUUGGAUCGACUCGCUCUGCAUCGUACAAGAUGAUCCAGUGGACUUUGCACGAGAGGCGGCACGCAUGGCACUGGUCUAUAGUCAGGCACAUGUAGUUAUUGCUGCGACCAGGGGACGCACCGGCGAUGCGGGACUCUUCCACGAUCGAAGGAAACCACAUAAGGUAGUCAUGCAUGACAGCAACAAUCAGCACAAGGAGUCCUACAUUCAUGUCAGAGAGGCCUUUUCUCAUGAUGCUUUCCUGACCAACGAUCCCUAUCGAUUCAACACCACACCACUAUUCGAACGAGCUUGGUGCUUCCAGGAGCGACUUCUCGGGCGAAGAGUGGUACAUUUUUCAGCUGAAGAGAUUGUCUUUGAGUGUAGGGAGCUUCUGGACUGUGAGUGCAAGUUUAUCAAGACACGAACUGCUACAGGCACGUUCAAGACCAAAACGUUGGAAUCUCUCAAUCGCGUGGUGACUCCGACGUCCCGCGUUGAGCUGUGGUAUUCUGUGGUGGAGCCAUACUCGGCAUGCGCACUACACGACGAGAGAGACAGGCUACCGGCCUUGUCGGGGUUUGCUGGCCUCGUUGCUUCGACUGAGCUAGGCGAGUAUUGUGCCGGGCUGUGGAGGCAUGAACUCCCAUCGGGGCUGCUGUGGCGAGCAGUACGAGCGGCUCCAGGACACACUCAGACGCACCGUCCCACGAGAUACUGCGGUCCCUCGUGGUCUUGGAUCGGUGUACGUGCUAGAAUGGAAGCUCACAUCAGCUGGCACUACGCGAACGAAAUUGUCGCAGAAGUGUUAGAUGUCCGAACCAUUCCGACCAGUGUCGAGGAUCGCUUUGGAGCUUUGGACACGGCGUCCCUGAUUCUUGCGGGACCGGCCGUCCACGUCACACUUCACCAAGAAUCCUUCGAACUUCAGAGAACCCGAGACUGUUUCAUGAGUCUUGCUCACGACUUUGUGAGCUCAGACGAGAGUCUCAAGGUCACCGGCGAUGACCAUAAUCCCCGACAAAUCCAAAACAGUGAAAAUAAAUCUCACAUUAUCAACAGACAGGACUUCCAGCUAGACGUUCCUGCAGCAGUCGAUGGCCAGCAAGCUGUGUGUAUUGCAAUUGAAAGAUGGCACGCUCGUAUAAACAGUGGACAAGGGACAUGCCUCGUGCUCCAAGCGGUGCCUGGCGAAGGAACGUACACUCGUUCCGGAGUUUCGUUCUGUCCUGCUUCAUGGUUUCAGACAGCACGACGGACUGAGGUCAAGAUCGUCUGA